CCGUCUUCUCCCCCACCUCAUAAACGACUUCUUCUAUAAUCCCAGUUCAAAAUUUUAUGUUUCUGAGUCUCGAAGCCAAUGGAGAAUAUGGGAGACUGGGACCAAAACAACCAGCUGAUGAACGAGCUUACACAAGGGAGAGAGUUGGCGAGGCAACUCCAAGUUCAUCUCAAUGCGCCAUCUUCUUCCCAUGAAACGCGGCAGAUGUUGGCACAAAAGAUUGCUUCUUCAUAUGAAAAAGCUCUCUCGAUACUCAAAUUCAGCAGCAGUGUCUCUGUGGGCGAGCCGCAGCCUGCCGGACUUGGUAUCGAGUCUCCGCCGCUCAGUGGGAGUCCCCGGAGUGAGGACUCGGACCAGGAUGGCUCAAGAAAGAGAAGGACGUUUCCAAGGUGGACAACGCGGGUCCGUGUUAACCCAGGAGGAGGAUUAGAAGGGCCUCUUGAUGACGGGUUUAGCUGGAGAAAAUAUGGGCAGAAAGAGAUUCUUGGAGCCAAACAUCCAAGGGGUUACUAUAGAUGCACUCAUCGAAAUGUCCAAGGUUGCUUGGCUAUAAAACAAGUGCAGAGAUCCGAUGAAGAUCCUACAAUCUUUGAAAUAACCUAUCGUGGAAGUCACACUUGUGCACAAGCCUCAAAAAUGGCUGCUUCUUCUUCCUCAGCACCACUUGAAAAUCAAGAACUACUUAUCAACUACCCACCAGUGCAAGUUACUCAAGAACAACAACAAGAGGCAUUAUUGAAUCUGGGACAAGGCCUUAAAGUUACAGAAGAUUUUGGCGUUGAAAUCACUCAUUCAAACACUGAAAGCCAUUUGUUCCCGCCUAACAAUUUUACAGGAGGGAACUUUCCACUUUUCUCGGCUUCUUCAAGCGGGAUGAAUAGCUUUCAAGGGUUUCAAAGUUCUGAUCAGUCAGAAUUGAAUGAGGUUGUGCCAGCUGCUACGUCUUCUGCAACCGAUUCUCGAACUGUAGGCAGCUUGGAUUUCCCUGAAUUCGAUCCAAACUUCACGUUUGACAGUUCACUCUUUUCCUCCUUCCAGCCCUUCGGAAAAUGAAGGGUGAUUUUGCUUAGCCACGUCGUCAUCUUGAUUCUGAUAUGGCUAGUUUGUAUUUUAGUGAUUGUUUCGCAAUUUCAUUCAGAAAGCAAUAAACUGAGAAUUCAUGAUCGU
Mangifera indica (mango) is the source of this 1167-nucleotide messenger RNA. Its product is annotated as probable WRKY transcription factor 30. NCBI's taxonomy places the organism in Eukaryota, Viridiplantae, Streptophyta, Magnoliopsida, Sapindales, Anacardiaceae. Gene Ontology annotation, cellular component: nucleus. Gene Ontology annotation, molecular function: DNA-binding transcription factor activity; transcription cis-regulatory region binding. The record is from RefSeq and is a predicted model, not a curated record. The transcript is spliced from 3 exons. Gene Ontology annotation, biological process: regulation of DNA-templated transcription. Bases 79 to 1053 code for a protein of 324 amino acids.